GAAAAAUUGUGUAAAUUACCGCAUUCGUUUGUUCACGGGAUUUAUUUUGUGUAUUGAAGAGAUUUUGAUAUAUAAACUGCGAGGAUGCGGUACGAAUAUAUCAGUCAGCAAGUGUCUUUUGAUAUUCAUUGAUAUUUAUUGAUAUUCAUUGAUAUUCAUUGAUAUUCAUAAACGAGAUGUCGCUGUAUCAAAUAUUCUACAUAGCAUUGCUAGCAUUUGUGCUAGUCGAAUGUAAAAAGCAUCGGAAAAACCCAUGGGAAGUUAAUCCUGGAGUUGGUAGAGACCAAAAUGGCAACACAAAUGCUGGAGUAGAAAUUAAAAGACAAGGGGAAAACGGCCAUUUUGAAGCAGGAUGGAACAAAGUAGUCCAUGGACCUAACAAAGCUAAGCCUACUUGGCAUGUAGGAGGUACUUUUAGAUUCAAACGUUCACCUGAAGGACCUUGGGAAGUUAAUCCUGGAGUUGGUAGAGAUCAAAAUGGCAAUACUAACGCUGGAGUAGAAAUUAAAAGACAAGGAGAAAACGGCCAUUUCGAAGCAGGAUGGAACAAAGUAGUCCGUGGACCUAAUAAAGCGAAGCCUACUUGGCAUGUAGGUGGUUCAUUUAGAUUCAAACGAUCUCCCGAUGGACAAUGGGAAGUACAGCCUGGUGCUGGUACUGAUCAAAAUGGAAACACUAACGCUGGAGUAGAAAUUAAAAGACAAGGAGAAAAUGGCCAUGUUGAAGCCGGUUGGAACAAAGUAGUCCAUGGACCUAACAAAGCUAAGCCUACUUGGCAUGUAGGAGGUACUUUUAGAUUCAAACGUUCACCUGAAGGACCUUGGGAAGUUAAUCCUGGAGUUGGUAGAGAUCAAAAUGGCAAUACUAACGCUGGAGUAGAAAUUAAAAGACAAGGAGAAAACGGCCAUUUUGAAGCUGGAUGGAACAAAGUAGUCCGUGGACCUAACAAAGCUAAGCCUACUUGGCAUGUGGGUGGUUCAUUUAGAUUUAAACGAUCUCCCGAUGGACAAUGGGAAAUUCAACCUGGUGCUGGUAAUGAUCAAAAUGGAAAUACUAACGCUGGAGUAGAAAUUAAAAGAAAAGGAGAAAACGGCCAUUUUGAAGCUGGAUGGAACAAAGUAGUCCAUGGACCUAACAAAGCCAAGCCUACUUGGCAUGUAGGAGGUACUUUUAGAUUCAAACGUUCACCUGAAGGACCUUGGGAAGUUAAUCCUGGAGUUGGUAGAGAUCAAAAUGGCAACACAAAUGCUGGAGUAGAAAUUAAAAGACAAGGAGAAAACGGUCAUUUUGAAGCUGGAUGGAACAAAGUAGUCCAUGGACCUAACAAAGCCAAGCCUACUUGGCAUGUAGGAGGUACUUUUAGAUUCAAACGUUCACCUGAAGGACCUUGGGAAGUUAAUCCUGGAGUUGGUAGAGAUCAAAAUGGCAACACAAAUGCUGGAGUAGAAAUUAAAAGACAAGGAGAAAACGGUCAUUUUGAAGCAGGAUGGAACAAAGUAGUCCGUGGACCUAACAAAGCUAAGCCUACUUGGCAUGUAGGUGGUUCAUUUAGAUUCAAACGAUCUCCUGAUGGACAAUGGGAAGUACAUCCUGGUGCUGGUACUGAUCAAAAUGGCAACACUAACGCUGGAGUUGAAGUAAAAAGACAUGGGGAAAAUGGCGAUUUUGAAGCCGGAUGGAACAAAGUAGUCCAUGGACCUAACAAAUCCAAGCCUACUUGGCAUGUAGGUGGUACUAUCAAAUUUUAA
Messenger RNA from Phyllotreta striolata, 1748 nucleotides. The record is from the annotation of a GenBank genome assembly. NCBI's taxonomy places the organism in Eukaryota, Metazoa, Arthropoda, Insecta, Coleoptera, Chrysomelidae.